Molecule: messenger RNA, 1144 nt
Organism: Hyaloscypha bicolor E
Lineage: Eukaryota; Fungi; Ascomycota; Leotiomycetes; Helotiales; Hyaloscyphaceae
Exons: 1
Coding region: 196-780 (194 amino acids)
Source: RefSeq, a predicted model, not a curated record
GCCCGCCGACAGAAGCAACAGGAGCAGUAAGCUUGAGCAUCCAGCGAACCUGCUUGCGUGGAGAUGCGGUCGUCAUCAUACAGUAAUGUAUUUGACUUCAUGGGCGAGCAGACACGAGGGGAAGGUGCAUCCAUCCCCAUGGCUUGCCGCUAAAGUUAGGCCCUCGCUUCCAGGCUUCCAGGCUUCCAUGCUUCCAUGCUUCCCAGUGCCCAGUGCCCACAACCCUCCCGACGCUCCCCCCUGCAGCACUUGCCAUCAGCGCUCACCUGGGCCUGCCGUUCCCAAACCCACUACUACUGCCUGCCACUGCCACUGCAAGGCCCAUCGCAUACUCGCUUUCUCCUUCCUCCCUCCCUCCCUCUCCUCUCUCCUGUCGUCUGCCUCGUGCCCUCGUCGUCGCCUUCUCGGCCGCUUGAAACAUCUCUCGGAUCUGCCAACCAUCUCUCUCCUUCACCCAACUUCAUCCUCCGAGCCUCCCAUCACCACUCUCUCCACCACGAUCUCCAGCCUCAACAUUCCCAUCCUGUUCUAUCCCAUCCCACACCCAUCGCCCCUUUCACCCCCAUCACCCCCCCGCCGUGCAGGCACGACAUCAUCCGCAGCUCUCUGUCACAAAUAAACAACAACCCCCGUUGCGCAACCUCCUCGUCCGGGAUCACGAGUCACCAUCACACUGCACGCAUUCCUCGCCCCCUUCGCUCUCCACUCCCAUUUCCACCAGGAUUGCCACUGGUUAGACCACUGCAGCAGCGUGCAGCGAGAUUGAGCCAGCUUUCCUGAAAUAGCGGUGUUGUGUGUCGGUGCAUUAUUUGCGUCCCUUACCGCCUCCAAACGCCGCCCGUUCGCAAGGCCUCUCUACUGGCCACUGGGGAAAAAAGAAUAAUCUGCGGCCUGGAAUCCUGGCAUCUCCAGCUCCCUGUGUCACUACCACGCCAUCUCACAAUCCGACGCAGCUCCCUGUCCAAUAACAGAAUUAACCCGUCGCUUCCAAGAUCAGCGUGCAGGAACACAACAAACCAGACCCUUUCUCUUACAGAGCUGUCGCAAACACUCUCAUCCGCCCCGGCAACUCACGAUCUUCGAGAAUCUCUCCUGUCGCAACAUCCUCCGCCCUUCCUCCUUCGAUAUUUGAUGAUCGCACAUC